AUGGCCCCCAGAGCCCGCUGGUUCCGCACUCUCCUGCCAGAAUUCCGACGAGCCUAUCAUGAGCGGGACAAUGGCGGCCAUGCAGCCGUCACUAGGGACUCAGCCGCGCGCGCUCAUGCCAUGACGACCCCCGUGGGGACCACAGCGGAGCUGGCCACCCCCCCCGCUGAGCCCGAGGCCGCCGGGCCAAAGGUACUGGGCAUGUCCGAGGUUGCCGGCGCGGGUUUCCUGGCCGCCCAGCGUGAAUUCCACGAGCGCUGCCCCAACACCCCGCCCCCCCACGUCCUGGUGGUGAACACGCUGGCGGGGGCGCAGGCGGCGGCCGCGCGGCUCCUGUCCCCCGAGCUCAGGGGCCGGGUGUUUGCCUGCGAUACCGAGGUCUCCGCCAUCGACGUCACCUCCCAGUCCCCAUGCUGCCACGGCGACCUCAUCUGUUUCUCCAUCCACUGCGGGCCCGACGUCGACUUUGGGGGCGGGGCGUCGCCCAGCGUGCAGAGCACGCUGUGGGUCGACACCUACCUCGACGGCGACGCCUCCAGGAAGGAGGAGGCGGCGGAGAUCCUCUCCCUCUUCGCCCCCUUCUUCUCGUCCCCGGACCACCCCAAGGUCUGGCACAACUUCUCAUUUGACCGGCACAUCGUGGAGCGCGCCGGGGUUAAACACGCUGGCUUUGAGGCGGACACCAUGCACAUGGCACGGCUGUGGGACUCCUCGCGCUCCGGCAAGCUGACAUACUCCCUGGAGUCGCUGUCCUCUGACGUCGCGCUGAUGGGCUCCAGUGCCGUGCCCAAGAUCGGGAUGAAGGACCUGUUUGCGCGGCCGAACAAGAGGGCCGACGGCACUAACGGCAAGCUGCUGGUGAUGGACGUGGUGGAGGAGCUGCAGCGGGGCGAGGACACGCGCUGGCGCUGGGUGGCCUACUCGGCCACCGACGCGCGCGCGACCUGGGACCUCUACGCCGCGCUGCGCGAGCGGCUGGAGGCCAUGACCGACGUGGCAUUGGACCCCGGCGUGGCGGCCGAGUACGCGGCGGCGGGGCGCCCCAUCGCCUCCAUGUGGGACGUGUACCUCCGCUUCUGGCGCCCCUUCGGCGAGCUGCUGACGGAGAUGGAGGCGCUGGGUGUGGGUGUGGACCGUGCGCACCUGGCCGCCGCCGAGCGCCGGGCAGUGGCCGACCAGGAGCGCGCGCGCGCCGCCUUCCGCGACUGGGCGGUCGCGCGCGUGCCCGGCGCCGCACACAUGAACGUCGGGUCCGGGGCGCAGGUCGCCCAGCUCCUCUUCGCCGGCGUGCCCAACGGCCGCGACCCGGCCAAGGCGGGGGUGCCUCUGUCCCGCGAAUUCAAGGUGCCCAACACGCUGGGCGUGGCCGAGGGGGGGAAGAAGGCGAAGAAAAACAUCGCCGUCACCCUGCACGGGCUGUGGGGCGAGGGCGUGGCCUCACCCCUGGUCCCCACCGUGCACACGCCCUCGGGAGCGCCCGCCUGCAACACCGCCGUGCUGAAGGCCCUAGCAGGGCCGCCCGGCCGCGCCGCCAAGGCCCUGGCUGCGCUGGAACACCGCCCCGGUGCGGGUCUGGGCCUGGGGGAUUCCCUGGACCCGGUGGGCGCCUGGGACGACGCGAGUGGUGUGGAGGCUGGGGCGAUGGGAGACAGUGAGUCCACAGCAGACCUCGACGCUGACGGGGGUGCUGGUGCGGCCGCUGACGCCAGCGCCAACCCUGCCGGCGCCGUCGCAGCAGAGCCCCUGGACGCGGCGGAUCUGGAGGCAAAGCGCGCCGCCGGCGGCCACGGCGCGCUUUUCCCCCUGUUUGGCUCGGAGUUGGAGGGCCUGCGCGCCUGCGCGGCGGUGGACGCGCUGGUGGACGUGGGCGCCAUCGACACGCUGCUCAGCAACUUCAUCGUGCCGCUUCAGCAGGACGCCAUCGCCAAGCCCGCGGCCGUGGACUGGGCCGCGCGGCGCCGGGGCGAGGCGGGGGUGCUGGGCGCGCGGAACCUGUCGCUGGCGGGUCGGGAAGGACCGACCAUGGGGCAGGGCUCGGGGGGUGGUCUCCAGGCUCCAGCAGCGCUGCAUGACUCGACAGUCGACGGCCCCCCACCAGCCCCUGCCGCCGCGUACCGCGUGCACUGCUCGCUGAACAUAAACACGGAGACGGGGCGGCUGUCGGCGCGGCGGCCCAACCUCCAGAACCAGCCGGCCUUGGAAAAGGAUCGGUACGGCGUGCGCCGCGCCUUCACCGCAGACCUCGCUGCGGGGCACACGCUGGUGGUGGCCGACUACGGGCAGCUGGAGCUGCGCAUCCUGGCCCACAUGGCCAACUGCCGGUCCAUGAUCGAGGCCUUCGAGGCGGGGGGCGACUUCCACUCCCGCACCGCGCUCGGCAUGUAUGAUCACAUCAAGGCGGCCGUGGCCAGCGGCGAGUGCCUGCUGGAGUGGGACGGCGGCCCUGACGGCGCCUCCCCCCCGCCCGUCCCCCUGCUCAAGGACUUGUUCUCCUCGGAGCGGCGCCGCGCCAAGGUGCUCAACUUCUCCAUCGCCUACGGCAAGACGGCGCACGGCCUGUCCAAGGACUGGGGCGUGUCGCUGGAGGAGGCGCGAGAGACGGUGGAGCGCUGGUAUGCGGACCGGCCCGAGGUGCGCGCCUGGCAGAAAGCGCAGCAGGCGGCGGCGCAGGGGGCGGGCUACGUCUGCACGCUGCUGGGCCGGCGGCGGCAGCUGCCCGAGGCGGCCAGCCGGAACGGCGCGGUGCGCGCGCACGCGCUGCGCGCCGCCAUCAACACGCCCAUCCAGGGCAGCGCCGCCGACGUGGCCACGGCGGCCAUGCUGCGCAUCGCCGCCGACCCGGAGCUGCGGCGCCUGGGCUGGGCGCUCCUGCUGCAGGUGCACGACGAAGUGAUCCUGGAGGGGCCGCGGGAGUCCGCGGAGGAGGCGCGGCGCCGCGUGGUGGCCUGCAUGCGCAGCCCCUUUGUGGGGAAGGUGGAGCGCCCCCUCCUGGUGGACCUGGCGGUGGACGCCAAGUACGCGGACACCUGGUACGACGCCAAGUAG
This is a messenger RNA of Auxenochlorella protothecoides, 3045 nucleotides long. RefSeq names its product DNA polymerase I. Gene Ontology annotation, biological process: double-strand break repair; DNA-templated DNA replication. The transcript is spliced from 5 exons. NCBI's taxonomy places the organism in Eukaryota, Viridiplantae, Chlorophyta, Trebouxiophyceae, Chlorellales, Chlorellaceae. Gene Ontology annotation, molecular function: DNA-directed DNA polymerase activity; 3'-5' exonuclease activity; DNA binding. The coding region runs from base 1 to 3045 and encodes 1014 amino acids. The record is from RefSeq and is a predicted model, not a curated record.